GAUCAUUGAUCGAUAUUGCCCAAUCACAUAGGUUUUGAUUUCAAAUGAUGAAGACUUUUAAUCGGAAUUUACAUCUUAAAUUAUAGAAAAUAAUCUGUUUGAAUUUACCAUUCUCAAAAUGCUGGACCAAAUUUUAGUCGUUCUUGCGACCCUUUUGUUUGAAGGAAUCGAGGGCCUUAUAUACAGAUCUUAUAGAUAUAGUUAUAAGUCAUACAACAAUUAUAAUUAUUACUAUUCAUAUGGUUAUAGUUACUAUCGCUAUUAUUAUGGGUCAACAGGAUAUAUCGGUGCGAUUGUAGGCGGUGUUUUUGGAGUGGUAUUUUUCAUCACAAUAAUAGUAGUGCUAAUCUGUUGCUGUGCGAAAUCUAAUAGUCGCACUGGAAGAGUUAUGGUUCCUGCGAACCGUGGCACUGUUAGUUAUAUAUCUAGCCAACCCACAGUGUCAUACCAAACAUCAACAACAAGUGGGCCAAUGGGACCACCCCCAUACGCCUACUCUAACCCCGCUUAUCCACCAGGAGCCGUGCCCCAACAGUAUCCCAUGUAUCCACCCCAGGGCGGCUACCCACAUAAUCCAAAUCAAAGAGGAUACCCAAAUCAACCCCUACAACCAGGUUACCCAAAUCAACCCCAACAGCAAGGGAAUCCAAACCAAGCACCACCACCUUACCAACCCCCAACAGACAGCAAGCCAACCAACCCUCCGAUGCCGCAACCAGAGGGACAGGGUUCCAGUGCCCCUCCGAGAUCGAACUCGCCCAAUCCUCUCACACGGGCAAAAUAGACAUUUGAUCAUUCCAGGGUACUUAGAACUGACACUAAUGAUUCGACUUGAACUAAAUUUCAGCUCUAAAAACAGCUAUUUAUGGAUUGAACCCAAUUUCAGCUCUUAUUCAGAAAUCUGCUAUUGAUAGAUGGAACCCAAUUUCAGUCGAAAAAUGUUAUUUUUAGUUUAUUGUGUGUACAUUAUACUUAACAUCCCCAGUAAAAUAGAUCAUAUUGACAUAUGCAAACACAUAGGCUCAAUCUUCGUAAUAUUUAGCACAGACAGCUACUAGUAUUUCAAAUGCUAGCCCUACUAUCUAUCAUUCAAUCCCUAUUCUUCUCUAAUGAAUUGUGAUCUUCCAUUUCCGUCCAAUUUUAUUUUUGUACUUUUGUUUUUGGUUUGUUGAUAAUAAAUAUUAUUUUUCUACGUU
Messenger RNA from Lottia gigantea (owl limpet), 1196 nucleotides. RefSeq lists its product as hypothetical. Lineage: Eukaryota; Metazoa; Mollusca; Gastropoda; Lottiidae. Bases 119 to 784 code for a protein of 221 amino acids. The transcript has 4 exons. The record is from RefSeq and is a predicted model, not a curated record.